GUAAACUGCUGCAGGUGAACACUGGAGCCAAAGAGCAGCUUUUCUUUGAGGCUCCACGAGGACGCAAACAGAACAUCAGUGUUGCUGAGUUUGAGAAGCUGGACUGGGCGAGCUGGACGUCUGUUCUGGGUCCGACCUGUGAGGGAAUCUGGCCGACGCUCAGCUUUGUCAACGCCGCCUCCCUCACCAAAGACCGCAAGCUGCUCGCCACCGGAGACGACUUCGGCUUCCUCAAACUCUUCAGCUUCCCAUCGCGGGGACAGUUUGCCAAGUUCAAGAAGUACGUGGGUCACAGCACCAACGUGACCAACACGCGCUGGUCCAACGACGACUCGCUGCUGCUGUCGGUGGGCGGGGCCGACACGGCGCUGAUGAUCUGGAGCCGAGAGGCGCCGGGCCACAAAGAGAGCAGAGCGGUGGACAGCGAGGAGUCGGACGACGACACGGAGGAGGACGGAGGUUACGACAGCGACGUGGCGAGAGAGAAGGUGGUUGAUUACAUCACCAAGAUCUACUCAGCGAGCAUCAGGAACAUGACGGGAACCAGACCGCACCUGCAGCACAAAGAGCUUCCUGUGGAGGAGAG
Molecule: messenger RNA, 586 nt
Organism: Plectropomus leopardus (leopard coralgrouper)
Lineage: Eukaryota; Metazoa; Chordata; Actinopteri; Perciformes; Serranidae
Source: RefSeq, a predicted model, not a curated record